CGGCGCCGGCGAGUGCACAGAGCGAACUCCCCGGCUCCCUAUAUAUAACAUGCAAAUGUACACCCAGUUCCACAGACACACGUACACUACCGAGUACGGUUGAUCUCGUCGGCGAGGCCACAGACCAAACACUACACUCUCCUUGCGUCGCUACACGAUGAGCUGCCAAGAGGGCGCCACGCCGGCGGCGGCGCAGCCGCACGUCCUCCUCGUGUCGUGCCCGCUGCAGGGCCACGUGAACCCGCUAGUCCGCAUCGGCAGACGCCUCGCCGCCAGGGGCAUCCACGUCACCUUCACCACCGUCCUCCGCGGCGCCAUCCACCGCGGAGACGGCGCCUCCGUGUCCGCCGGCGGCGUCCGCUUCGAGUACCACCUGCGCGACGACGACCACGACAACGAAGACCGGGCGAUGACCCCCGAUGACAUGCUGCGGCGCGUCGUGGACGUGGGCCCCGCGGCGCUGGCCGACCUGGUCCGGCGCCUGGCCGACGCCAGCCGGCCGGUCUCCUGCGUCGUCAACACCACCUUCGUGCCCUGGGCGCUCGACGUGGCCCGCGAGCUGGGCCUCCCCUGCGCCACGCUCUGGAACCAGUCCUGCGCCGUGCUGUCCCUCUACCACCACUUCUACGACGACGACGCGCCGUUCCCGGGCGCGGCCGAAGAUGCGCCGGUGGCGCUGCCCGGGCUGCCGGCCAUGUCCUUGGACGAGCUGCCGCUCAUGGUCCGACCCGAGUUCGCGCACAACCUCUGGGGCCAGAUGCUCCGAAGGCAGCUCGUCGAGGUCCGUGGGAGGCAGGCACCAUCGUGGGUGCUCGUCAACACCUUCCACGAGCUCGAGCGCGACGUCAUCGAGGCCCUACGGGCCCGCGACGUCGCCGUCACGCCCGUCGGCCCGCUCCUGGACGAUGAUGAACCGGCCGUGGGCGACGACGACGCCUGCGUGAUGGCGUGGCUCGACGCGCAGCCGCCGCGCUCCGUGGUGUACGUGGCGUUCGGCAGCCUUGUGGACAUCGGGCGGGACGAGACGGCGGCCCUGGCGGAGGGACUCGCCAGCACCGGCAGGCCGUUCAUUUGGGUGGUGCGCGACGGCCUCGUCCACCUGCCGGAGUCCGUCCUCGCCGCCUGCCGCGGAGACACCGGCAGGAUCGUGGCGUGGUGCCCGCAGGGGCGCGUGCUCCGGCACGGCGCGGUCGGGUGCUUCCUGACGCACUGCGGGUGGAACUCCGUCACCGAGUCGCUGGCGGCGGGCGUGCCGGUGAUCGCGUACCCGUGGUGGUCGGACCAGUUCACCAACGCCAAGUUCCUAGUGGAGGAGUACGGGGUCGGCGUCCGGCUGCCGGCCCCGGUCACGCAGGACGCGCUCCGUGCGUGCGUCGACGAGGUGAUGAGCGGACCGGAGGCAGUGGCAAUGCGGGCGAGGGCAAGGGCGUGGAAGGAGGAGGCGGCGGCGGCGCUGGCCGACGGCGGGUCCUCGGACCGGAGCCUCGAGGCUUUCGUCGACUUCCUGCGAGCGCCUACAAGAUCUGGUGGAGUUGACACGAUUAGCUCGCCGGCAAAGCAGGGAUCGGUCAGUUCGUUAUAAUUUCAUCUAACAAUAAUCCGUCCUAUCCCUUCGAGAACAUUUUUUUGUUGAACCAAUGAGGAGCUUGAACCAUGCUCCAACACUUUCAUUGUCCGAUACCGUUGUAUGGAAGGAU
Messenger RNA from Aegilops tauschii subsp. strangulata, 1697 nucleotides. RefSeq names its product gallate 1-beta-glucosyltransferase 84A23-like. The record is from RefSeq and is a predicted model, not a curated record. Gene Ontology annotation, molecular function: quercetin 7-O-glucosyltransferase activity; quercetin 3-O-glucosyltransferase activity. Lineage: Eukaryota; Viridiplantae; Streptophyta; Magnoliopsida; Poales; Poaceae.